Vanessa tameamea is the source of this 927-nucleotide messenger RNA. RefSeq names its product odorant receptor 13a-like (gene Or-64). The transcript has 7 exons. The record is from RefSeq and is a predicted model, not a curated record. Gene Ontology annotation, molecular function: olfactory receptor activity; odorant binding. The coding region runs from base 28 to 927 and encodes 299 amino acids. NCBI's taxonomy places the organism in Eukaryota, Metazoa, Arthropoda, Insecta, Lepidoptera, Nymphalidae. Gene Ontology annotation, biological process: sensory perception of smell; detection of chemical stimulus involved in sensory perception of smell. Gene Ontology annotation, cellular component: plasma membrane.
CACGUCUUCAAAAGUCUUGCAUCUUCCAUGGAGUCAAGGAACUUUGAUUUAUCGACUGAAAAGAGGAAAAAUAUAUUGGAAACCUGGCGGACAAGGAACGACACGGGGCUAAAAUUACUGUUGGGAAUAGGAACUUGCACUGUUAUUGUAUGGCAAAUCUACCCUUUUAUGGACGACCUGGAGUACAAUUUAAUGGUGUCUGUUCGAUUACCAUAUGAUUAUAGAACACCGGUUCUAUACACGAUCACCUAUAUCUCUACAUUGACAGUUUUUUCCUUAAUAUGUUAUUUUGUCAUGACAAAUGAUCUCAUCGUACAAGCUCACUUAAUGCAUUUACUCUGUCAAUUUUCCAUACUGAACGACUGUUUCAAGAACAUAUUAAACGAUUGUCAAAGUAAUUUUAAAGAUAUUGAUACGAACAAUUUAAAUUUGAAUAAGGAAUUUACUCGAGUCUACAAGAGCAGAUUAGGUAAUUUGGUGGAUCAACAUAUGCUCAUAUUACUGAAUACUUUGAAACUUCGCGAUUUAAUGAGUAUACCCAUGUUGAUUCAGCUGGCGACUAGUACAACACUAAUUUGUUCCAUAAGCUUUCAAGUCACGACGUCGGUGGAUGCCAAUAUGACGAAAGGACUUAUGAGCCUGUUUUAUCUCGGAUACAAUAUGUUCCUCCUUUAUAUAAUAUGUAGAUGGUGCGAAGAGAUAAAGAUUCAGAGUCAAAGUAUAAGUGAAGCAGUUUAUUGUUCGGGAUGGGAGAACGGUAUCGUAAUGGCGCCGGGGGUGCGAACCUCUAUUUUACUAAUACUGGCUCGCGCUCACAAACCCACUGGUCUUUCCGCUGGAGGCAUGUACGAUCUCUCUUUGGAAGCGUAUGCAAAUAUAGUGAAAACAUCAUACAGCGCUCUAACAGUUCUUCUCCAAUUUCGUUAA